This is a messenger RNA of Lactuca saligna, 964 nucleotides long. The record is from the annotation of a GenBank genome assembly. Lineage: Eukaryota; Viridiplantae; Streptophyta; Magnoliopsida; Asterales; Asteraceae.
CUGAUUAUUUUUGUAAUUAAAUCUAAUCUUAUGACUUUGGAUUCAAAUGGUUGACCCAUUACAUAAUGCUAAACUUAAGCUGAUAAUUAAAAUUAAUCAUCUGGAGCAGAAAGCUUAGAGAAUGUGGAUUUUUGGAAGAAAAGGGGAAUCAGGGUUUGGAGCUUCUUCAACAGCUGAAGAUGUUACCAAAGGAAUCGAUGGAACUGGUCUCACCGCCAUUGUUACCGGAGCUUCAAGUGGUAUAGGCACAGAGACAGCACGGGUCCUUGCUAUGCACGGUGUACAUGUGGUGAUGGGGGUAAGAAAUACAGAAGCCGGUAGAACAGUUAAAGAGACAAUACUUAUGGAGACACCUGAUGCUAGAGUUGAUGUGAUAGAGUUAGACCUCAGCUCUCUAGCAUCUGUAAGGAAAUUUGCAGCCGAGUAUUGUUCAUUGGGCCUUCCUUUAAACAUUCUCAUUAACAAUGCAGGGGUUAUGGCUCCUCCAUUCACGCUUUCAAAAGACAAGAUUGAACUACAAUUUGCAACCAAUCAUUUAGGUCAUUUUCUUUUGACGAAUCUUUUACUGGAUACCAUGAAGAAAACUUCACGUGAACAUGAAAAAGAAGGAAGAAUAGUGAACGUAUCAUCCGAGGGUCAUCGAUUUGCAUACAAAGGAAUUUACUUUGACAAAAUAAACGAUGAGUCAAGUUACAGCCCCAUAUACGCCUAUGGACAGUCAAAGCUGGCCAACAUACUGCACGCUAACGAGCUAUCAAGGCAAUUUAAGGAAGAAAAGGUGGAGUUGACUGCAAACUCGCUGCAUCCUGGUGGCAUUGCAACCAGUCUUCUACGUCAUCACAGCUUUCUUGAGGGUGUCGUUGAUUGGGUUGGGAAAUACUUCCUCAAAACUAUCCCACAGCAACCACAUGCUAUGUGGCAUUACACCCGCAAGUCAAAGGGGUUAGUGGCGAGUAUUUUGUAG